AUGGCUACAGCUGCAACUUUGGCACUGGCAUCUUUUGUUUUUAAAAAGGUAUUUGGAAAUAAGAUGAUAAUCCCUUCCUUGGAUGGGGACCUUUUCCAGUGGGAUCGGGAUCGAGAGACCAUGGAAGCAGUUCCUUUCACAGUUGAAUCUCUUCUUGAGUCAUCCUACAAAUUUGGCGAGGACGUUGUCUUAGUUGGGGGAAAGUCGCUGACGACCUACGGGCUGAGCUCAUACUCAGGGAAGGUGAAGUACAUCUGCUCAGCUAUGGGCUGUCGCCGGUGGGAUGACGAUGAAACAGAACAGGAGGAGACGCUCCUGUUACACCGAACCCAGAAAACAGUCCGUGCUGUUGGGCCACGCAGUGGGAAUGAAAAGUGGAAUUUCAGCGUUGGUCACUUCGAGCUGCGCUACGUCCCAGAUAUCGAAACUAGAGCGGGAUAUAUUGAGAGCAAUUUUAAAUCAAAUAUGAACAAAGAAGAAACAAAAAUUAUUUCGGAUGUGGAUGAGCAGGAAGCUAUGAUGAAAGACACAGUGAUAAAGGUCUCAGUAGCUGACUGGAAGGUGAUGGCUUUUAACAAACGAGGAGGACAUCUGGAAUGGGAAUACCAGUUUUGCACUCCAAUUGCUUCUGCGUGGCUGGUUAAGGAUGGCAAAGUAAUUCCGAUCAGUCUGUUUGAUGACACAAGUUACACUGCGAACAAUGAAGUACUGGAAGAUGAAGAAGAUCUUGUGGAAGCUGCCAGAGGGGCCACAGAAUCCAGCGUCUACUUGGGUAUGUACAGGGGCCAGUUGUAUCUUCAGUCAUCAGUCAGAAUUUCUGAGAAAUUCCCAACCAACCCAAAGGCUCUGGAAUCCAGGAACGAUAAUGCAAUUAUUCCUCUUCCCAAAAUCAAAUGGAAACCUUUAAUCC
This is a messenger RNA of Leptosomus discolor (cuckoo roller), 910 nucleotides long. The record is from RefSeq and is a predicted model, not a curated record. NCBI's taxonomy places the organism in Eukaryota, Metazoa, Chordata, Aves, Leptosomiformes, Leptosomidae.